UGCUAAACCGCAGCCAUAUUGUUCUUUCCUUCAAGCGAAGAGCGUGUGUCGUUCACGAUAAAGUGUGUGUUUGAUCGGAUUUUUUGCUGCCAAUUGAGCUAUUUCCAGCCAAAUUUCAUUCUCCAACAAAUCCUCAACAAAUUAGGCAAAAAUGGGCGAUGAGAAGAAGGAUAACAAGAUGGGCGAGUCCGAGCACAUCAAUCUCAAGGUGCUAGGGCAGGACAACGCAGUGGUGCAGUUCAAGAUUAAGAAGCACACACCCCUGAGGAAGCUCAUGAAUGCCUACUGCGAUAGGGCGGGUCUGUCUAUGCAAGUAGUCAGAUUCCGCUUCGACGGACAGCCCAUAAACGAGAACGACACCCCUAACACCCUGGAAAUGGAGGAGGGUGACACGAUUGAAGUGUACCAGCAACAAACGGGCGGCUCUAAUUAACUCAGCGACGGUGAAGAGUGCAGAAUGGGAGCCGCGAUGGAUUAAUUUUAUUGACAGCAACACAUAUAUAAGGGAAGAAUCAACAGAAGGAUAUAAAAAUUAGAAGCGUGGGUGAAAUUCCUUUUCUCUGAUUUACAAUAUUUGACUCAACAUACUUAAGAAAAAAAAAAUUUGUUUGAAUACACCAACAUUCCCAUCGCCAAGAUCUUAUUUUGUGUGAAUCGCUGCUGAUGGAGAAAACACGGUGAAGUGAAAAGGGGAAUGAUAAGAUUUUCUGUCUUAAGAUAUAAUUUAAUUUUUCAUUCAGCAAAUAAAUAGAAGUCUCUUAAUUAUAAAAUA
Messenger RNA from Phlebotomus argentipes, 772 nucleotides. It is a transcript of the gene Sumo, whose product is annotated as small ubiquitin-related modifier 3. The coding region runs from base 152 to 433 and encodes 93 amino acids. Gene Ontology annotation, cellular component: nucleus. The record is from RefSeq and is a predicted model, not a curated record. Gene Ontology annotation, molecular function: ubiquitin-like protein ligase binding; protein tag activity. Gene Ontology annotation, biological process: protein sumoylation. Lineage: Eukaryota; Metazoa; Arthropoda; Insecta; Diptera; Psychodidae. The transcript is spliced from 3 exons.